UGCCAAUGUGUAGCACUUGCAUGUGAAGGAGAUGUCGCUGGGCGUCACUGCAAAACCGUCAAACACGCCAAGACGGGGCGGGAGGCUGCCUUGAUCACGUGUAGCUCCUCAUUACCCCAGCCGCGGGUGCCUACAGAAGGCACCCACGUCGCCAUAGAGAUCGAAAAACAUCAUGGCUCCUCGCUCUGAAGAAGCAUGGGCAUGGUUUGCGGCAGUAUAUCAGGCCGUGCAAGAGAUACCACACGGCCACGUCACAUCAUACGGCCACAUUGCGCGACUGGUGGGAAGGCCUGAAUGUCCACGCCAGGUGGGCGUCUGUCUAAAGCACCUGCCCUCGCCGAGCGCCGAAGGCAGCGAGCAGGACCCAGAGUGGCACAGCGGCAACGUCCCGUGGCAAAGAGUCAUCAACUCAAAAGGUUGCAUCAGUCCGAGGGGCCCUGGGGGGGCGGAGCGUCAGGCCGCAGCGCUGCGUGCGGAGGGAGUCGAGGUAACGCGUGGGCACUUGGGCGAGUAUUUCAUCGACUUCUCGGCAUAUGGAUGGUUUCCCGACAUGCUGCCCAGUGAGGCAGCAGACGUCGAGGGGUAGUGGAUGAUUAGGGAUCGGAGGAAGGGUGGGGUGGGGUACGUCUCUUGCAGGCCGGCCG
Molecule: messenger RNA, 644 nt
Organism: Aplosporella prunicola CBS 121167
Lineage: Eukaryota; Fungi; Ascomycota; Dothideomycetes; Botryosphaeriales; Aplosporellaceae
Exons: 4
Coding region: 173-586 (137 amino acids)
Biological process (GO): DNA repair
Molecular function (GO): catalytic activity
Source: RefSeq, a predicted model, not a curated record